AUGGCAGGACUAUUCAAGCGGGUGUAUGAUUGGCUGUUGAGGCUGUUCUGGGCGACGGAGAUGGAUAUCACGAUGAUCGGCCUGCAAAAUGCUGGCAAGACCUCGUUAUUGAGGGUUCUGGCGGGCGGUGAAUUCACUCUUGAUUCCAUUCCAACCGUUGGAUUUAACAUGAAACGCGUACAAAAGGGCCAUGUGACGCUCAAAUGUUGGGAUCUAGGAGGGCAACCUCGAUUUCGGUCCAUGUGGGAGAGAUACUGCCGAGGUGUAAACGCCAUUGUGUUCAUCGUUGAUUCGGCAGACACCGAGGCCCUGCCGGUCGCAAAGGAUGAACUCCAUCUUCUCCUGGAAAAGCCGGUGUUGGAUGGGAUCCCCUUGCUCGUGCUCGGUAAUAAAUCGGAUCUCGAGGAGAAAUUAUCCGUCGACGAGUUGAUCGAAGCGCUGGAUCUCAAAAGCAUCUCCCACCGGGAAGUGAGCUGCUACGGGAUCAGCGCGAAAGAGGAGACGAAUCUGGAUGCCGUGUUGCAAUGGCUCGUUGCUCGUGCCAGCAAGUAG
Messenger RNA from Hyaloscypha bicolor E, 552 nucleotides. Its product is annotated as P-loop containing nucleoside triphosphate hydrolase protein. The record is from RefSeq and is a predicted model, not a curated record. The transcript has 4 exons. Gene Ontology annotation, molecular function: GTP binding; GTPase activity. Gene Ontology annotation, biological process: protein transport. The coding region runs from base 1 to 552 and encodes 183 amino acids. NCBI's taxonomy places the organism in Eukaryota, Fungi, Ascomycota, Leotiomycetes, Helotiales, Hyaloscyphaceae. Gene Ontology annotation, cellular component: lysosomal membrane.